Molecule: messenger RNA, 498 nt
Organism: Trichosporon asahii var. asahii CBS 2479
Lineage: Eukaryota; Fungi; Basidiomycota; Tremellomycetes; Trichosporonales; Trichosporonaceae
Product: 60s ribosomal protein l11
Exons: 2
Coding region: 1-498 (165 amino acids)
Biological process (GO): translation
Cellular component (GO): ribosome; cytosolic large ribosomal subunit
Molecular function (GO): structural constituent of ribosome; RNA binding
Source: RefSeq, a predicted model, not a curated record
AUGAAGGAGCUCCGCAUCGAGAAGCUCGUCAUCAACAUCUCCGUCGGAGAGUCCGGUGACCGUCUCACUCGUGCCUCCAAGGUGCUCGAGCAGCUUACUGGUCAGACCCCCGUCACCUCUAAGGCUCGCUACACCGUCCGUUCGUUCCAGAUCCGUCGUAACGAGAAGAUUGCUUGCCACGUCACCAUCCGCGGCCCCAAGGCCGAGGAGGUCCUUGAGCGCGCCCUCAAGGUCAAGGAGUACGAGCUCCGCCGCCGCAACUUCUCCGAGACCGGCAACUUCGGUUUCGGUAUCGACGAGCACAUCGACCUCGGUAUCAAGUACGACCCCGGAAUCGGUAUCUUCGGUAUGGACUUCUACGUCAUCAUGGGCCGCCCCGGCAUGCGCAUUGCCCGCCGCAAGCAGAAGGUCGGCCGCGUCGGUGCUCCCCACAGGGUUAAGCCCGAGCAGACCGUUGCCUGGUUCAAGCAGCGCUUCGACGGUAUCGUCUCCCGCUAA